AUGGAAAUAAAGCACCCUCCACGCUCCCACGCGUGUCUGCGCCGCAGGAAGCGCCGCCUGGCAGCGGGGAGUGCCGGGCCACCGGUGAGUAGCGGCGGGGUCGGGAUCGGGGCCGGGCUGCGAGCUCCGGGGCUUCCCCCUGCCCGCGGCUACCAGCCGCCCGCCCUGGCGCUGAGCAGGGCCCGGCUGUGCCUGCCCUCGCAGCCCUGCCAGCCCUGCCUGCGGGUGCGCCUGGCCCUCCCUGCCGCAGAGCUCGGUGGUGUCCGUGGGCUGCAGCUCAACUUCCUGGAGCUGGGUUCCAACCGGGCCGGCUGGCUGCAGGUGUGGCGACGGCACCGGGCGCCCGGCAGCUCGCUGUGGCAGGUGCGGUUCGACUGCUUCCCGGCGGAGAGCGGGCGGCAGGUCCUCGUCUCCCUCCGCACCAUCCCUGACCGAGGCUUGGCCCUCAGCCGCAGCCGCCUGGUCGUUGCCGAGCCGCCUGGGCCCGUCUUCACCCACGCCUGGGUCCCCGAGGCGCGGGCCAUCGAGGUGUGGGUGCCCGAGGGUCCUGCCCUGAUGGUGCGGCUGUGCCACCAGUUGGCCCUGGAGUGUGAGGAGCUGCCCCGGCCCUUCCACCGGCAGGUGCUGGUGCUGGGGGGCCGCCACAUCUCCCUGCCGUACGAGUUCCUGGUGCCCUGCCUGUGCAUCGAGGCCUCCUACCCCCACCACGACAGCCCGCGCAGCAAGCACUGCCCCUUCCGCGACCAGCCCGAUGCCUAUGGCCCCGAGCUGUGGUCCUCGGUGCGCUUCCACGACUACAGCGCCAGCAGCAAGGACCAGAUGGCGAUGGUGCUGAGCGCCAGCUGCCCCCUGCACCCCCGGGCCACCCUGUGCUGGAGGGAGGUGGCGGCCGAGACUGCGCCCUGCCACGAUGUCCCCAACUCCACGGCCAGUGAAGAGGAGCAGGCAUACACGCUGGACAAAGUGGAUGUGCACCCCCAGCUCUGUUUCCGGUUCUCCUACGGGAACAGCAGCCACGUGGAGUGUCCCCACCGGCCAGAGACCGCCUGGAAUGUCUCGGUGAGCGUCCGCGGGCUGCAGCUGCACCUGCACCUCACCUCCAGCGUCCCUGCAGCCUUCAGCGCAGCCCUCUGCCAGCGCCAUGGCAGACAGUGCGAGCCUGAGGCCCCCUUCUACACCGUCACACGGCCGGAGGGCUCUGCCCCAGGGGAGCUGGCGCUGCUGUUGCCGGUGCACGUCCUGGGCAGCUGUGUGCUGGUGUGGCGCUCAGAUGUGCACUUCGCUCGGAAGCAGCUGCUCUGUCCCGACGACACUGACGUGCUGUGCGGGACGGAGCCGCCGGGGCCCGGCCAUGGGCUGGCCCUGGAUCAGCUGCAGCUGGAGCCGGUGCUGCGCUGCACCGGGCCCACGGCCUGCUCACCCUGCCUGGAGGCACGGCUGCACCUGACCACCGGCACCGGAGACCCCCGCCGCCCUGCGCCAUCGGGCAUCCCCGAGGCGGAGGAUGGCGGUAAGGGGGGACGGUGGCCAGCGGUGGAUGGGACUGCCUCGUCCCAGCCCAACGUCACCGGGCUACUGCUGCUCUCCGGGCACACAUACGCCUCCUCCCGCUGCGUGGCCGUGGAGGUCCAGGCACCCCUGGCCCCUGCGCUGCCUGGCCAACCCCUGGGCUGGGUGACCUUCCGGUGCUUCGAGGCGCCGCUGGGCUCCAAGCUCCACGUCACAGCAUACACUAACUCGCGUGACCACUGGAGGCUGAGCCAGUGGCAGUGGGUGCCAGACUGCUCAUGGCCCGCGGCACAGGCUGCCAUCCUCCAGUGCCAAGUGCCCAGGCUGCAGGUCUCCCCGGGGCCGAAGGAGGUGGUCGUGGAGGUGCAGGGGGCCAUGGCGGGGCACAGCUACACCCUCCGGCUCUACCACAACCAGAGCCACGGUGCCAGCGGGCCGGGGCGCGCAGUGACCGCGAGCAGCCCCAUGAACUACAGUCUGCCAGCCGAUGAGGUGCUGCCCUGCCUCUGCCUGCAGGUCUGGCCAGAGACCCAGGACCCGCUGCGGGCCACCCUGUGCCCCUUUUCCCACGACGCUGAGGCCUGGGAGCGGCUGUGGGCGCGCAGCCGGCUGAUCCUGCAUGCUGGGGGGCAGGCGCUGACCUGCUCCCUCUCGGCUCCCUGCGACCUCCCGGCUGAGCUGGUGCCCUGCUGGCAGCCGGCACCCGCUGGGCUCUGCCAAGCCCUGCCCGGCCUGCGGCAGCCCGCCGUGGGGCAGGGACUCCAGGAGUUUGGGGGGCUGCGGCCACACCCUAACCUCUGUGUGCAGGUGUGGAGCGACGGGCAGGUCCGGCUGACCCAGUGCUUGCGGGACCGAGCGCUGCCUGGCCGCCCCGAUGACCUCCUGCUGCUGGAACAUGAGGGGAACGCCUCGCUGUGCGCCCUGGAGCGGAGCACCUGCACACCCCUCACCAACUUCACCAGCACGGGAGUGGGGCGCCCUGGGCUGCUGGAGCAGGAGCUGCGGCGGGACGUGGCGGCGGGGCAGUGCAGGCAGAUCUGGCACGCUGAGAACAACACCGGGGUCACGCUCUGGGCCUGUCCUUUGCACAAGUACCUGCGUGCCCGCUGGGUGCUGGCGUGGAUGGGGGUGCUGGUGGGGGCUGCCUGCCUCCUGCUCCUGCUCCUGCUGAAGAAGGAGGACAUGAAAGGCUGGUUGAAGUCCCUGAGGGCUGACUACGGUUCUGAGGGCCCGCUGCGAGGUCGGCGGGCACUGCUGGUGCACGCGAUGGAGCCGGUGGCAGAGCGGGCAGCGUGCGCCUUGAUGGCAGCCCUGCGCCCGCUGGGGCUGGCAGUGACGGCAGCACCGGGCGGUGGCAGCGGGAUAGCAGCAUGGGGGCCACUGCCCUGGCUGCACGCCCAGCACCGGCAAGCGCUGCGUGACGGUGACACCAUCAUCCUCUUCCUCUCCCCGGCGGCUGUGGCUGCUGCACACCAGUGGGACGCCAGGGCCAGGGCUGUACCGGGGGCCGGGGCUGCUGAAUGUGGCCCCGGCCCCCAGCACGUCCCCAGCCCUGAUGAUGUCCCCACUGUAGCACCCUGCGAGGCAUUCGCGGCAGCUCUGUCCUGCACCGUGCCGGAGCUGGCGGCGGGCAAUGGUCACUAUGUCGUGGUCCGGCUAGAGGCCUUGGUGCCGGCGGUGCCACCGGCACUGCGGGCAGCCCCUGCCUUCGCACUGCCCAGUGAGACGGGGGGCUUCCUGCGGGCGUUGGCGGGACCGGGUCGGCAGCGGGGCCGGUGGCCGGAGCCGUACGUGGCGGCAGUGGCCGAAGGGCUGCGGCGGUCGGUGGGGGAAUAA
Haliaeetus leucocephalus (bald eagle) is the source of this 3345-nucleotide messenger RNA. Its product is annotated as interleukin-17 receptor C-like. The record is from RefSeq and is a predicted model, not a curated record. NCBI's taxonomy places the organism in Eukaryota, Metazoa, Chordata, Aves, Accipitriformes, Accipitridae. The transcript has 29 exons. Gene Ontology annotation, molecular function: interleukin-17 receptor activity. Bases 1 to 3345 code for a protein of 1114 amino acids.